Messenger RNA from Dioscorea cayenensis subsp. rotundata (Guinea yam), 758 nucleotides. RefSeq names its product auxin-induced protein 22D-like. The record is from RefSeq and is a predicted model, not a curated record. Gene Ontology annotation, molecular function: protein binding. Lineage: Eukaryota; Viridiplantae; Streptophyta; Magnoliopsida; Dioscoreales; Dioscoreaceae. Gene Ontology annotation, biological process: regulation of DNA-templated transcription. Gene Ontology annotation, cellular component: nucleus. The transcript is spliced from 4 exons. Bases 104 to 688 code for a protein of 194 amino acids.
UUUAAUUCUUCUAUAUAUAAUUCAUUUAGAUCCAUUCUCCAAAACCAAUCUGAUAUAGUUUCAAGUUCAAGUUUUUGAGCUCAAAAAAGAAAAAUCUAGAUCAAUGGAAGUCAGAACAAGAUAUGGUGAUGAUAUCGAUAUCGAUAACUUAAAGGCAACGGAACUUAGACUUGGGCCUCCGGGGACCGGUGAGGAGGUAAUACCAACACAGGUGGUGUCUAGAGGUAACAAACGUGCAUUGCCGGAGGACAGUACUGAGUAUGAGUGUGAGUACAAAAGGAGCUCAUCGGAGACGGCAUCAGUCGAAAGCUGCCUCGAUACCUCACCGGCAGCCAAGGCACAAGUAGUAGGGUGGCCACCAAUAAGGUCAUAUAGGAAGAAGAGUUUUGAGGCUAUAAAAGAGGUUGAUCAGAAGGGUGGACUUUACGUGAAGGUUAGCAUGGAUGGUGCUCCAUACUUGAGGAAAAUAGAUCUCAAUGUUUAUCAAGGCUAUGAAGAGCUUAGACUUGCUUUGGAGGACAUGUUCAAGUGUUUUUCCAUAGGUGAAUUAUAUGCAAUUGCAUAUGAAGAUAAAGAUGGUGACUUGAUGCUUGUUGGAGAUGUUCCUUGGAGGAUGUUUAUCUCUUCAUGCAAGAGGAUGAGGAUAAUGAAGGGAUGUGAAGCAAGAGGGUUGAGUUCAAACUCAUGAAAUGGAGAAGAAAAAUAUAAGAAACUAAAUGAGAGGGAUAUAUAGUUAAUUUUGGUGAGGUGGUGAUCUU